GGGAUUCGGGUGGUUUCUCUGACCGUCUGGGAACCGGCAUCAUGAAGUGGAUGGUAGUGGUCCUGCUCUGCCUGCCGCUCUUGGAGGCGACGCAGAUCAAGGUCCCCCUGAAGAAGAUCAAGUCUAUCCGGGAAGUCCUGCGGGAGAAGGGCCUGCUGGGGGACUUCCUGAAGAACCACAAGCCGCAGCAUGCCCGCAAGUUCUUCAGGAACCGCUUGGCCAAGACUGGGGACUUCAGCGUGUUGUAUGAGCCCAUGUCCUACAUGGAUGCUGCCUACUUUGGCCAGAUCAGCCUCGGGACACCACCCCAGAGCUUCCAGGUCCUGUUCGACACCGGCUCCUCCAACCUGUGGGUGCCAUCUGUCUACUGCAGCAGCCUGGCCUGCACCACUCACACCCGCUUCAACCCCAGAGAUUCCUCCACCUACGUCGCCACUGACCAGUCCUUCUCCCUGGAGUACGGCACUGGGAGCCUCACCGGCGUCUUUGGCUAUGAUACCAUGACCAUCCAAGACAUCCAGGUCCCCAAGCAGGAGUUUGGCCUCAGUGAGACAGAGCCAGGCAGCGAUUUUGUGUACGCUGAGUUCGACGGCAUCCUCGGCCUGGGCUACCCCGGCCUGUCGGAAGGGGGCGCCACCACCGCCAUGCAGGGGCUGCUGCGAGAGGGCGCCCUCUCCCAAUCCCUCUUCAGCGUCUACCUGGGCAGCCAGCAGGGUUCUGAUGAGGGCCAGCUCAUCUUGGGCGGUGUGGACGAGAGCCUGUACACAGGGGACAUCUACUGGACACCCGUCACCCAGGAGCUGUACUGGCAGAUUGGCAUUGAGGGCUUCCUCAUUGACGGCUCAGCCUCCGGCUGGUGCUCCCGAGGCUGCCAGGGUAUUGUGGACACAGGCACCUCCCUGCUCACCGUGCCCUCGGACUACCUGAGCACCCUGGUCCAGGCCAUAGGGGCCGAGGAGAACGAAUACGGAGAGUAUUUCGUGAGCUGCAGCAGCAUCCAGGACCUCCCCACCCUGACCUUCGUCAUCAGUGGCGUGGAGUUCCCUCUGUCGCCAUCAGCCUACAUCCUCAGUGGUGAAAACUACUGCAUGGUGGGGCUCGAGAGCACCUAUGUGUCCCCUGGGGGUGGCGAGCCCGUCUGGAUCCUUGGAGACGUCUUCCUGAGGUCCUACUACUCUGUCUACGACUUGGCCAACAACAGGGUGGGCUUCGCCACUGCUGCCUAGACGAGCUGCCUGGACCCCGGAUACCUUCCCCCGUGGGCCCCCAGCUUGUGCGGCUCUCCUUCCUGGGUUCAGCCCCCACCUUUCCUGGACCCUGAACUUUCUCUCUUAAUAAAUAGUUCUCCAC
Cavia porcellus (domestic guinea pig) is the source of this 1350-nucleotide messenger RNA. RefSeq names its product progastricsin (gene Pgc). The record is from RefSeq and is marked validated. Lineage: Eukaryota; Metazoa; Chordata; Mammalia; Rodentia; Caviidae. Gene Ontology annotation, molecular function: aspartic-type endopeptidase activity. Gene Ontology annotation, biological process: proteolysis.